Messenger RNA from Mesorhabditis spiculigera, 231 nucleotides. The record is from the annotation of a GenBank genome assembly. Lineage: Eukaryota; Metazoa; Nematoda; Chromadorea; Rhabditida; Rhabditidae.
AUGCGGGUCUCAUCACGGUCCCACUGGCCAAGCAACAACAAUGCCGGGAUUGCACCAACCGCGGAUGUUUCUGUGUUGGCGACAAAGGCUCGAUGGGAGCGCCAGGCCCACAAGGACCCCCUGGAUUGGCCGGAAAUCGCGGCUUCCCCGGACCUGAAGGUCUCGGCGGCCCGAAAGGCCAGAAGGGAGCUCAAGGACCGCCUGGCCCGCCCGGCGUCAAGGGAGAUCGGG